AUGAAGACAAAUCGAAGAUGCAGAGCCCUGCUAGCAGUGAGUCUGAAUCUGAUGGCUCUCCUCUUCUCUACAACAGCCUUUAUCACGACCCACUGGUGUGAGGGCACACAGAGGGUCCCCAAGCCGAGCUGUGGGAAAGAGAAGAAGACAAACUGCCUCAACUACAGUGGGAAUGAGACUGCAAAUGAGACAAACCAGAAUGUGGUUCAUUACAGCUGGGAGACGGGAGAUGACCGCUUCCUUUUCAGGUAUUUCCACACUGGGAUCUGGUACUCCUGCGAGGAAAAUAUCAACGCUGCUGGUGAAAAAUGUCGAAGUUUUAUUGACCUUGCCCCGGCUUCUGAAAAAGGUGUCCUGUGGCUAUCAGUAGUAUCCGAGGUGUUAUACAUCAUGCUGUUAGUCGUCGGAUUCAGCCUUAUGUGCCUCGAGCUCUUUCAUUCAAGCAGUGUGAUAGAUGGGCUCAAGUUAAAUGCCUUUGCUGCUGUCUUCACUGUGCUUUCAGGUCUCCUGGGGAUGGUGGCACACAUGAUGUAUACGCAGGUGUUCCAAGUGACAGUCAGCCUUGGGCCGGAGGACUGGCGGCCACAUUCAUGGGACUAUGGAUGGUCCUUCUGUCUGGCAUGGGGCUCUUUCACCUGCUGCAUGGCGGCCUCCGUCACUACCUUGAACUCUUACACUAAGACUGUCAUUGAGUUCAGACACAAGCGCAAAAUCUUUGAGCAGGGCUUUCGAGAAGAGCAGAACUUCCUAGACCAGGAAGCCAUCAAGUACUUCAGAGAAAGGACUGAGGAGGAGAGGGCUGAGGCUGGGGACCUGAGGUUACAGUGCCUCCAUAGCUGCUCCCCAAAUAGGCUUCACAACACCCAGCUCUAA
Eurypyga helias (sunbittern) is the source of this 873-nucleotide messenger RNA. RefSeq names its product GSG1-like (gene GSG1L). The record is from RefSeq and is a predicted model, not a curated record. The transcript is spliced from 7 exons. Gene Ontology annotation, cellular component: plasma membrane. Lineage: Eukaryota; Metazoa; Chordata; Aves; Eurypygiformes; Eurypygidae. Bases 1 to 873 code for a protein of 290 amino acids.